Messenger RNA from Cervus elaphus (red deer), 9376 nucleotides. It is a transcript of the gene ONECUT1, whose product is annotated as one cut homeobox 1. The record is from RefSeq and is a predicted model, not a curated record. Gene Ontology annotation, molecular function: RNA polymerase II cis-regulatory region sequence-specific DNA binding; DNA-binding transcription factor activity, RNA polymerase II-specific. Lineage: Eukaryota; Metazoa; Chordata; Mammalia; Artiodactyla; Cervidae. The transcript is spliced from 2 exons. Gene Ontology annotation, biological process: regulation of transcription by RNA polymerase II. The coding region runs from base 430 to 1827 and encodes 465 amino acids. Gene Ontology annotation, cellular component: nucleus.
AACAGCGGCCACAGAGUCUGCAACAGUAACCGAGCCAUGGCUGGAGCUGGCCAGCGGCACGGACAGGCAGCAGCCGCGGAAGGCGCGCGGGCUGCGUCAGGGGAGCCGGGGGCCUCACAAUUCUAAGAAGGAGAGGGGCGAGAGGGGGCCAGGGGCGGGAGGGCUGGGGGCACCGCGCUCGCCCAACGGCGCGGAUCCUUUUUGGAAAUUAAUAUUAAAAAAAAAAAAAAAAACGAGGACGCAGAGGGGAAGGUGGGGGCAAGAGGGAAGGCGAGACACUCUGAGAGGGAGACAGAGCCCCACAGUGAGAGGAAGGAAGGAAGGCAACAGUCGCUAGCAGCCGAUGUGAAAACCGGACUGCGUGCGCCCUUCGCCGCCUCUGCCCGGCCUCAUCGAUGUUGUGUCCGCCGCCCGCUCGCCCAGAUCACGAUGAACGCGCAGCUGACCAUGGAGGCAAUCGGGGAGCUGCACGGGGUGAGCCAUGAGCCGGUGCCGGCCCCUGCCGACUUGCUGGGCGGCAGCCCCCACGCGCGAAGCUCGGUGGCUCACCGCGGCAGCCACCUGCCCCCGGCGCACCCGCGCUCCAUGGGCAUGGCGUCCUUGCUGGACGGCGGCAGCGGGAGCGGCGAUUACCACCACCACCACCGAGCCCCCGAGCACAGCCUGGCCGGCCCGCUGCACCCCACCAUGACCAUGGCCUGCGAGACGCCGCCAGGUAUGAGCAUGCCCACCACCUACACCACCCUGACCCCGCUGCAGCCGCUGCCGCCCAUCUCCACCGUCUCGGACAAGUUCCCCCACCAUCACCAUCACCACCACCACCACCACCACCCGCACCACCACCAGCGCCUGGCGGGCAACGUGAGCGGCAGCUUCACGCUCAUGCGGGACGAGCGCGGGCUGGCCUCCAUGAACAACCUCUAUACCCCCUACCACAAGGACGUGGCCGGCAUGGGCCAGAGCCUCUCGCCCCUUUCCGGCUCCGGUCUGGGCGGCAUCCACAACUCCCAGCAAGGGCUCCCACACUAUGCCCACCCGGGUGCCGCCAUGCCCACCGACAAGAUGCUCACCCCUAACGGCUUCGAAGCCCACCACCCGGCCAUGCUCGGUCGUCACGGGGAGCAGCACCUCACGCCCACUUCAGCAGGCAUGGUUCCCAUCAACGGCCUUCCUCCGCACCACCCCCACGCCCACCUGAACGCCCAGGGCCACGGGCAACUCCUGGGCACGGCCCGGGAGCCCAACCCUUCGGUAACCGGUGCGCAGGUCAGCAAUGGAAGUAAUUCAGGGCAGAUGGAAGAGAUCAAUACCAAAGAGGUGGCGCAGCGUAUCACCACCGAGCUCAAGCGCUACAGCAUCCCACAGGCCAUCUUCGCGCAGAGGGUGCUCUGCCGUUCCCAAGGGACCCUCUCGGACCUGCUACGCAACCCCAAACCCUGGAGCAAACUCAAGUCCGGCCGGGAGACCUUCAGGAGAAUGUGGAAGUGGCUGCAGGAGCCGGAGUUCCAGCGUAUGUCUGCGCUCCGCUUAGCAGCAUGCAAAAGGAAAGAGCAAGAACACGGGAAGGAUAGAGGCAACACACCCAAAAAGCCCAGGUUGGUCUUCACAGAUGUCCAGCGUCGAACUCUACACGCAAUAUUCAAGGAAAAUAAGCGUCCAUCCAAAGAAUUGCAAAUCACCAUUUCCCAGCAGCUGGGGUUGGAGCUGAGCACCGUCAGCAACUUCUUCAUGAAUGCGAGGAGGAGGAGUCUGGACAAGUGGCAGGACGAGGGCGGCUCCAAUUCAGGCAACUCAUCUUCUUCAUCAAGCACUUGUACCAAAGCAUGAAGGAAUAACCACGAACUGAAACCUCGGUGGAAAAGCUUUAAAUAAAAAGAAAAAAAUUUUUAAAGACCAGGACCUCAAGAUAGCAGGUUUAUACUUAGAAAUAUUUGAAGAAAAAAAAAAGUGUUAUUUAUAGUCCAAAGAAACCAAAGACAUAGCUCACCUGCAUUCUGACUUUGUUCGGAGACACACACUUCAGCCGGGUGACAACUUGGCAAGAAAAAUUAUGAGCAGGAAGGCACCACUGGAUCUCACAGCUUCUGUCCGCGAUCAUCCUGGCUGUGCUUGGCUGUCUUGUGGUUUGGAGCACAGUGAUUUUGAGCCAUCGAGUGGACCCCUUUAAGAUCAGACUUUCUCAUCCACUCCACCGCGCCAUGAAGGUGUAUGGUGUCUCAGUACUGUGUGUGGGUGUGUGCGUGAAUACACCCACACAUACACACGCACACCACCACGACCACCACCAGUGGUUAGGGACUUAGGCAGGGCUGGUCUUCAGGAAGGGUUGUGCUACAGUAGUGCAACCAACGUAGUGUGGGGUUGUCUGAGUUCAUGGGAUUAGGAGCUUGAUUUUGCUCAACUAGCCUAGCGUUUGAACCUGCCAGGCCCACAACCUAAACGCAGAUUCAAACCCAGCAAAGAAAUUUGAAUGACACCUAAACCAGUGCAUUCUCUUUGUUUGUUAAGGAAUGUUCAGAUAUUUUUUAAGAAAUGAAACAAGAGUCCAUCCAUUAAAGAAAGAAAAUCACCUAGGUACCAAAGAACACACUUAAUAUUAUAGUGCAGGUAUUUUAUUGCAAUGAUUUUAAUAACCAAAGCUAUUUUUACACAAGAUACUAUGUAAAGUUAUACGUAUGAACUGAUCUAGCUAUAAUACACAUACCACGUAGAAUCAUGACUAUUAUUUAUGACUCUUGAAGCAUUUGAAAUAUUAGUUUUCAGAACUGGCAAGAAAGAAUGUAGCUUCAGGGAAGCAAUUUAUAUCAUAACAGAGAGGUCAGUGCAGUAUACAUGUACAUCCAGAUGGCACAUUCCCUUUUGGGAUCUAUAAAUGUCACUUAAGUAAACAUAUAGACAUGACUCCAUGCUCUGUUCAUUGCUGAGAAAACCUGGUGAUUCUUCCAAAGUAGGACCCAUUUGUAAACUUAGAAAACUAAGUUUAACAGGACAUGUAGCUAAACUAGAAAAUUUGUUCAAAGUCAUUCUUUUCGGUAAAAUGCCACUGAAUGAAGCACCCCAUACUUAGGUAAAUUUGACUAAAAUUUGCCUUAUACAUUUGACACCAAAUACCUAUUUCAAAUACUUUACAACCACACAAAAUAAGCAGACCAACAUUAUUAUUAAAACGAACUAUCCAGUUCAUUAUAUCCUGAAAAUAUAAUCGAGCUGAUUUGAUUGCCAAUCCCAGACAUUUUGUGACUUGGACACCAAUAAAAAUAACAGGUGCAACCAAGAAAUUAUGGAACUGCAUAGAGAAAGCAAGAAUUCUAGUGGAAGGUAAGACCUUGGGUUCCAUAAGUAUUAAGCUAUCUAUUUCACUAAGCAUAACCUCCAAAACAUACUACAUUCUUUCUUGCUACCACAUUAAGCUGGAAAUUUUAUAACAUAGAUUCCACUCUCUAACAGGGACAGGUUAAAAACUAGACCUGAAAAUUUUCCAAAUACAAAAUUUUAAAUUUCUAUUUUUCCAAAUCACUUAAAUCAGGGCUAUAGUAAUCAAGGCAAAAAAAAAAAAAACAAACAAACAAAACCCACACAAGGUAAUACAGUUAUUCUAGUAGUACCCAAGUGAACCACUUGGUUCCCAGAAAAAUUCUCUUGGGAUCAGUUGAACUGUAACCAUGUAAGUGGAUACCUUUUGUACUAGUAGGUUAAAGAAUUGGGUACUCUUAAUCACCACACCUAACUAGAAAUAUAAAAUUAAAUAUUAUCUCAAUAAUAAGCUAUUUACUGAGACUCAUUUAAAUGCUAAAUUAAAAAUUGAACCAUUCUGACACAAAACCUAACUCCUUAGAAUCAAAUAUCAGCAUCUUGUCCAGGUCUAGAAGAGGCAGGCACCUGGAGAGAUGAACCCACAAGCCAUCUGUGUCUCCUUUGUGUCUGCCGUGGGAUGAGAAAAGGAAACCAAGACAUACUCCUCCUUGGAUGAAACUGCAUUUGCCUUGACACAUUUUGUCUUUGUCUUAUUUUUAAUCUCACCCCAAAUUCCAUCUUUAAAUUUCCCCUUCUAAAUAUGGCACAAUUAUAGUUCAGCUAUUAAAAGAAACCAUUUAAAUGGCCAUCCUCUCAGAUUUGCUAAAAAUAUCAUCUUUUCAAUGACAUAAGUGAAAAAGAAAAAAACUGAUGAACAUUUUUUUCUCUCUCCAGAAAAAGAGGGGGGCAAUACAAUACAAUACAAUAUAUUUAUCACUUAGGAGGGAAGAAAGCCUUUUUUAUUUAAAACAUGAGAAUUUUAAAUGCAGGGAAAUUCAAGCUGUGUCUACACACAACCUUACCAGAUUCAGUACCCCAGGAAAAACAAAAGUUGAAUUCAGACAACCAUGUCUUUUGCUUCAUUUUCCCUAUGUUACCCACUCAGAUUAGAUUACAUUUUCAACCAACACAAUUUACAUUUUCAACCAAUUAUUUUGGUAUUGUGUAGACACAGUCUUAAGGAAUAUUGCUACACUUUUAAUAUUCCCACCACAAUAUUUUGUUUUGUUUGGCCAAGCCUCAUGGCAUUCGGGAUCUUAGUUCCUCAGCUAGAGAUCGAGCCCGUGCCCCCAAGCAGUGAAAGCAUUAAAUCCUCACCACUGGAUGGAUGGCCAUGUAUUUCCCCAUAAUUUUUUUUUUUCAAAUGACCAGUGAUCCUAUUUGCUAACACCAAAGAUAAUUUUCAUACCAGCAUUGAAUUUGCACCCAUUAUGCAAUUUCAGGGCCUAGAGAUAUAUUUUCUCAUAAACAGAUGCACAAAUCAGAGCCUGAAAAGCAGUUUUUUUACUUGACUAUUUAGGCAUACUCACAACCUUUGCUUUUUAGAAAUCCUAAUGGACAAACUCAGCUUCUCACAAGCAAUACACGUAUUACAUCAUGUAUGACUGAUUCCUUCUUGCUUCUGACUUGGCACAUAGAAAAUGCUUCCAUUCCUGUUCAGUCUGGCGUUAAUUUACUUCUCAGAUGUCUUCACCUACCACACUUAACAGUGCUGUUUGUUCACCCGGCAUUUCUCAGUCCUUUAGUGAAACCACCUAAAAAGAUACCGCACUCUUUUCUUUGUAUGCAUGUUUAUUCCAAAACUGUAUUUCAAAUAGCAUGUUUUGGGUUUGUUUUUGUUUUUUGUUUUUUUUUGGUGGAAUGGAAGUUAGACUGUUUUUGGCCAUAAAUCAUUCAGGUCCUCUCAUGACUAGAAGCUUCCCUGAAAAAGGGCCAAGAGAAAGAGUGGGAAUUAUGAUGUCUGGACACCCCAAGAGCCCAGACAUCAGUAAAUGUUCAGGUAAAAGAAUUCUUUUUGUCAAGCACUGAGUAUUCCAGUUCCUGGAUACAGCCGGAAUAGAUGACCCCUCCCCUCCAAAAGAAAAAAAAAUGUGUGGGGAAAUUUAGACGUUCCAACUGAACAUGUCACUCACUCUACCCCCCCAAAAGCAUAAUUAAUUUUCCAGGAAAAAAAAAAAGUAAAGCUCUAUAUUACUUUCAGAUUCAUGCCACUCCCAUUGCUACCCCAGGUGAACGACCAACCGGUCUUUGCAGGUUAAAUGCAGACUUUGCUAUACCAAAGAGUCCUAGGACAUUUUCACACGAGCUAUAAAGACAUUUUCCUUAAGAAAGGGCCUCCCUUCUUUGUACAUAAAGGAUGAAAACUAUGCAUUUAGCAAACAAAGAGAAAGCACUUCUCCCUUUCCUAUCUAGUCGUUUAGGGUGCAUUCAAACACCAGAGGCCGUUUUGAGACUCCAUGGGCCUUCUGGAUGAUUCUUGUGGUGUGGUUAGCUUUACAGUACAUUUGGUAACUAUUUACUAAAUAGUAAGGACAAAGAAGCAGAAGGUAAGAAAUAGCUACUUCCACAUGUAAAAAAAAAAAAAAAUGUGUAAAGAUCUACUAUUUAUAGUGUGAACCAAAGACGCUACCUCACUCGAUUUCCAUUGGUGAUUUUAAUCACAUUGAUGAUACCAAAGAAUACCAAAGAUAUUUUCAUGCACGGCCUUGGUCUGCAGAGGGAACUCCGCCCCUCCCCGCUCCCCCGCCUCCUCUCCCCGCCUCACUCUUCACUCAGUGUAUAAACUUGUCUUCAUUCUUAAUAAUAAUGAUACGAUAAUGACAACAACAACAACAUUAGGAAAUAUACUCUUACUACUGCUAGUUCUACUUGUAAAUCUCUAGGCAAACAUGUUGCAAACUUUGUAAACUCCUAGGACGAGUGCCUUGCUUGAACCAAAGUGUUAAACCGCUGUUGACCUCUCUCACCUUAUACUCUUUGAAUACCUCAGCCUCUUAGAAAGGCCACUAAUGAAAAAAAAAAAAAAAAAGGAAUAAUUAAUCACCGUGGUGCUUUUUCCGUGCAACCAUGCAAUGAAACUUUCUUUGAUACCAAAGGAUGACUUUUUUCCCCCAAUUUCUUGCUGAUAAACCAAAGCUCCUCCUCCUCAUUCCCUCUCAAAGCUCCCCCCAACUUCACCGAGUCCCUUCCCCAGGCAGGCCGUGCAUCACUUUUACCAAUUCCUCCAAAUACCUCAUAGUAAUAAAGUUUUAGGGUUAUGUUGUAUAGAGAGUCUAUGUGAUAAGGCAGAACUUACUAGUUUGAUAAUUGUUAAGGUUACUUUUAAAAAAAACUUUAUAAUUCUUAUUUAUUUUGUAGUUUGUAUGUUUGGGAUGUCCCCCACCCCACCCCCACUUUGGUUUGGGGUUUAUUUUCUCAGAAGAACUGCUCUGUUGCUCAAGGAAGACUUAAUUUCUGGAAAUGUUCCCCAGGUGGGUGAAGGGUUGUGUAAAAAUGCAAGAAUGGAAUAAGAAAUGAUUUUCAUUCUGACGGUUACUUAUGAAGUUUUUGUGUUUUCGUAGUAAAUUUGUUUCCACAGGGUAAAGAAGUAUAUAUAAUCUUUUUUUGUGAAACUGGUUCCUAUUUUUCUCUAUAAUGUGCUGUGAUUUUUUUUAAUUUAAAUUACAUUUUAUAUGAGCUUAUUUAAUCACUGUGUUAAUUUAUGACUGUGUAGUUUUUAAAAUGUAUAUAGUAGAAUGGAAAUGGCCAAAGCUUUAUGUUACAAUCUUUUUGUUCUCUAUGCUAAGAUUAGCUGAAGGCAAGAACUUCUCUUAACUGCAGGGUGUAUCUUCAGCUUUUCUUAGCAGGCACUUCAGUGUGUGUUGUGAACACUGCCAGGCUCCCCCCUCAAAAAAUCUGUACAUGCCAAAAUGGGUGUUUCAAGGUAGUCUUUUCUGUCACUUAGAAGAAAGGCAUUGUUCAUGUUCUUCCUUUAAUUUAUCAAUUUUUUUUUUCUUUAAGAAAAGAUUGCUUUGCAGGUUAGACCUGAAAUUCCAAAGAAUUUAAGACUUGUUUAAUGUUUCAAAGCACCGGCAUUUGUGAGAUAUUUUGCCACUUUUUAAAAAAAAUUAAAAAAAACAUUUGCCCAGGUAUGAGAAGUAAAAAGUGUAAAAACUCGAAGAGACAAGCUAACUUGAAUUUGGAAAUCCUCUUAAGUAUCACUAAGUUUCUGAAGUGCUUCAAGGCAGGGCUUGGAGACAGUUCCUUUCCAGACCUAAGAGAUCAUCACAGGCCUGUGACCUUAGAGAGAAAGUCAGGCUAAGUAGCAGCAGACCUGGCCUCUGCCUGUCCAGCCAACCUGCAGAAGAAGCAAAACACGAUUGCUGAACCCCAGUUAGAAAUCAAAUUUAAGAAAAAUAUUUCAAAGAUACAGAUGCCACCUCAUUUUUUUUUUUUUAUUCUUGGCAUCUACUACCCACAAUUACCCUUUUCCCUCCCCAAACCACCACCCCCAACCAAAAUUAGAAGAAUUCUCAAAUGCCACAGUCCCAAGGGUGAAUGAACUUCAGACUUGUUUGAGUUUGUCUCUUCUCACUGGUCAUCUUCCCACUAGUUUUCUUGCCCACACUAAAGAUGGUCCCUGCCCCAAGCCCCUUUAAUCAACACUUGGCCCUGCUUCAGAUCAGCACACACAGAGAAUUCUCAGCUGACCAGAGCGUCCUCAGAAGACCCGGUGCCCACUAUUUUGUUUAAUUUUGCUAAGUAAGUUGUUUCAACUACAUGACAUAAAUCCAUAGAUGUAAAUACUUUUUCUCCCAAUACAAGAAUGUUACCUUAUUUUCUUUUGCAGGGGUGUUUGGGGUGGGGGAAGGAAAGGGAGGGUUUAGACUUUGGGUCAAAUGUUACAUUUUCUUAGAAACAUUUUUAUACUUGUUAUGUAUUUUAAUAGGGCAAUAAAUCUGCUCUGAGUUGCAGGAUCAUUCAGUGCUCUAUUGGUAAGCAUUGAUUAAUUAUUUGUUUUUAAUACAAAUGCUGUGUAGUGAGUUACAGAAAGCCCAGGAAAAUGGUUGAGGGAGUUGACUUUCACCAUCAGCAAUGAAACGCUGAACAGAGUUGUAUUCAUAAGGUCUUAUUUUCUGUUUCUGUGUUAGUCUCAAUUUUUUUGUGGUAUGUUCUGCAUUUAUUACAUAAUCAUUGUGGGCUCAUUUGACAUUUGCCGUCUGAACCAAGUGACAAGUAUUUUUUAACAAAAUAAACUUUAAAACAUUGUCUUCCACUUGCUUCGGUAGUUGUCUUCAUAUCUCCCUGAGUUUCUCGUUCCUUCUAAAGUCAGCCCAUCUGUCACUCACGUAGACCUGUCCCUUUCCCUCUCCUAUUUUCAGUACCUUUGACCUUAGCUCAUGUUUGAGUGUGACUCAGUUUCCCUGUUCAAGUUAGCUUGAUGGUUUAUUAUGUAAGGAGGGUGCCUAAGACAAUCAUCAGGUAAAAAAAAAAAAAAAAAAAUUAAAUUAAAAAAAAAAAAGAUCAGUAGAGUAGAAUAUCUUCCAAGAGCAGAGGGAGUUCUUCCUUAGUAAUGAAAAAAAAAAAAAAGGUAAAUACAUAAUUAAUUAAUUUUAAAACCUAAUCAUGAGGGGCUUAGAAGAUUUUUGAUAAAAGACAAAUGUUGCUGUCAUUUUCUUUGUCAAUUAGAAAGCAGUGGUAGUUUCUACGUUGCAUCUACAUUUCAGACUAAAUGAUUAUUGUACCCAGUUAUGGUUGUUUGCUAAUAUUUUGUCUCUCUCUCUUUCUCUCUGUCCAAUGCUUCUUCUGUAUUUUCGUGUGUAGCAACGAAAAGUGUGAUGCAUUAGGCAUUACCCUGGUUUGUUUAUGAGUAUCUCCUGUACCACGUCAAGGUUUCUUUCAUUUUCUUUAAGCUUCGCUACUGUUCUCACUUUAUGCCGUGCAAUAUCAUCUGCUGUGUUUGCUAAGCAAAAAAGAAAAAAAGAAAAAAAAGCAAGUGAUGAUGCCAUCAUGCUUUUCAGUGUUAAAAUGUUUCAGCAUUUAUGUAGUCACCAAAAUGUAGUAAAUAAAAUGUUGGAUUUUCCAGCACUUUAAAUUUAGACAA